UCUCUCUUUCUGCUCUUUAGCUGUGGCCAGGAGGAGCCAACUUACUCAGCUCUGUGGGGAGACAACAAGGCCUUCGAUGAGGUCAUCAUAUCACCCGCCAUGCUCAAUGAGCACAUGCCGCACAUGGUGAUGGAGGGGCUCAACAAGGUUCUGGAGAACUACAACAAAGGGAAAACAGCUUUGCUCUCAGCAGCAAAGAUCAUGGUGAGCCCCACAGAAGUGGACUUGAACCCAGAGAGCAUGUUCGUGGAUACAUCAAAAACUCAGCAGCCGACACCUACAACCCACCACCGCAGGAACAGCAGUGUUCGACAAAAAACAUUGCUACGUUCGUGUGCCCAGUCUGAAAUAUCGCUGGAUGGUUUCGCUGAGUGCCCUCCUCCCCCAGUUCCUGUAGUGCUGCGUGGAGCACGGGAGCGCCUGACAGUGGAGCUGAGGGACCGCAAAGCACCUUUGGCUCUCAUGGAGAGUCUCUCAGACGCCGAAUCCCUCUACAGUCUGGAUUCCCGACGCUCCUCUGCUGCACUUAGGGGUUCACCGAUGCUGUGUGGCCUCCCGUUCUCUUUGGAUGCCCCGAUCCCCGAGGAGAACCCGUCUCUCAGCUCCCGCACUGAACUCCUGGCUGCCGACUGCCUCUGUCCGGACACACCAGAGCACAUGGGCCAGGUCGGGCCUUUCUUUACCCCAUUGGACUCCAGAUCCACCCCAGAGUACCCCAUGCGUCUGUCCCCCGCUACCCCCCGCAGCAGUGGACAUGAUUCCCCAGCUCUGCUAAACCAGAGCGACGCGGCUCAGCCUUUUCAGACGGAGCCUAACACCAGCCGAAAAAUGCUUCCUGAUGGGGACCACCAACAGAUGCCUGGUGUCUACGAUCCAGGGAGCACUCCUAACGCUCCCCUCAGCCCAAACAUUGACUCUAGAGAAAAUGAAGAUUGGGAGACGGCAGAUAAACAGUUUAGUGCGGGAUCCAGACCGGCAGCUUCUAGUCCUCCCCCCCAACUGUCCAAUGGAAACCCCAGCCAGGCGGUGCUGGAGUUCGCCCAGUACUUAGACUCUCUUUUCAGACUGGACGGCAGCUGCUCCCCGCCUCUGGAGCUAUCAGAUGGGGAGUCAGAGUCUGGCCGGGGCUCCUUUGGGCACGGGGAGUGUCUCGUAGAUGGACAGCUGUUGGAUGACAAACAACUUCUUGCCAGAGCAACAAUGGAGCCUAACUUAGUCCCCAAGCCUCCACGCACUUUUGCUGGAUCUGCUGACCCCUCCUCAGGCAUCUCUCUGUCCCCUUCCUUCCCUCUUUCGUCGUCUGAGGAGCUCAACGACCUUUCCCCAGGCGAGGGCGUCCUGCCAGCCAUGCACUCCCUACGAACAUCUAGCCCUUGCCACCUCCCUGAAGAGAACACACUCGCAUCCAUGGUGUAGUGUGCUCUGUCCUUUGCUCUAAAUGGAGAGGUGCAGUCAUCCAAAAUGUAAAACAUAUCACAGUACAAGCAUGCGAUGGAAUGCAGUCACUCAUUAGAGAUCCUAUGACAGAACUUGACUGACCAAUUCAAACAAUUGAGAGACUAUUCCCAUUUUUCAGGUGUUUAUAGCAUUUUCUCACAAUUGCAAUGACUAAGAAAAAAAGAUACCUCUCUGUAUGCCAGGGGGCUGUACUGCUAUUGGGUGAAUAUAAAUAACUGUAGCUUCACAAUGCCAUUCCAAAACAUAGGGACGCGUCAGCAUUACAUCAUUCCCCGAAAUAACAAAAUCAAAGGGAGAAUACUUAACUGAGCAGGGAUUCAAAAACUAACACUGUAGAAGAGGUUAGCAUAGGCACAUCACCUGGGUUGAUGUACUGUGCAACCUUCUGCACCCUCAGCCGCUCCGGAAACUUUAUCAGCUUUUAUUUCAUUUUAUUUUUUUCAUAUCAGGAAUGUGAAGAUGGACAUAUUCGUAAAUCAAUAGAAGUGAGAAGACAUUAUAAAAUGUUCCUCAGGUCUUUUAAAGCAUUGACUUUGAGAAAGAGAGUAAGUGUGUUACAUUGGUGAGAAUUCAUGUGUCUUAAGAAAUGUAGUGAUUGUGACAAAGUUAUUACAGACGCUUAUGGAUGUUUUUGAGUCAUUUGGUUAUUUUUAUUGUGCAUGAAGUUUUUUUAAAUUUAUUUAUUUUUAAAGAGAAAUUGUCAAUAAGCCACUUAGAUUGACAUUUGGAUACUCUUGCACACUUCAAACAGCUCAAUUGUACCCCCCUUUGCCAAAAAGUUAAUACAUUAUAUUGCCAAAUGUAUUUAUGAGAUGUAGUUUUGUAUAUGUAUAUGGAUAUUGCUUUAUUGAAACUGAAGAGUAAUUAAUUAUCUCCUUCCCAUUCUGUUGGUUCCCAUGUAGACUGUUACAAAGCAACACCACAGAAAAGAUGCCAUCCUGACCUUAACACUGCCGUGGCUUUCAUUUGGAAAACAUAGCCUGUGAACCUGGGUUUGAAACAAUAAUGAACUUAUACAGUUAGUCGUCUUAUGUACCUUACUCUUUGCAGAGCUCUUAGCAAAGUGCCCAGGUCAGGGUCUGCAUGCUUUAUGCACUUCAGAGUAGCAUGCCUGAAAUAGAACAAAUCUUAUCAUUAAAUCACAGUAGAUAGAUACGCUCUAAACAUGACCAGAAAUGAAGACAAAUGUCAAUUCAAACAUUCAAAAAAAGCUUAUGAAAGGCAUGGUUUACCAUACAGGACCAAACUGUGUUUUUCAAUCACAGGAUAUCAUCUCUCUUGUUCUCAAGGUGCUCUGUCAUCCUCGACGUCAAGGUGUUUUUAUUUAAUGUGGUUCAUCUGCAUCACCCCUGAGGCUGGACUACAUGAAUGGCUUCCAACAUUGAGUUUGCCAAUGAUAAACACUGUACUUGGCAUUCGAUCCUCCAUAUCACUUUGGAUGUAACAGGUGGCUAACAAUUUGCAUUAUUUAUUACCGUCAAUGUUUUUAUCACUUUUAUUGCUAUAUUUGAUGGUAUUAUUAUCCUUAUUGCUCUUGCAACAGAUUGGUUUGAUGUCAGUGGUUUUUAUCUUAGUUUUUUGGGACAGUGUGGGUAACUUUUUAGACUUCCCCAAACGUAAGGAGUUAUAUAUUAUCGCUUUUUUUCUGUCCGAGUGGAAAAGUAUUUGACAGUCUGCCAUGGCAUCGUGACAAUAUUCUCUUUUUACAAAUGUUUCAUAGUAGUGAUACACGCUGCAGGCGGACGGCCUACUUACAGUCACCUCCGCAGCAACACCAUCACGCCUGGAGUCACCAUAAUGAUCUGCACAAUCUCUAUUUGGAUUAAGAUUUGCAGUGAUUACCCACAGUUAACAGUUUCAGACAGUUUACAGUCUGACACUACUCGCAUCAUUCUGCCAGUCCCAGUAGACUCUUACCAAGGUUGGACCAGCAAUUUCCUACAGUCAGUAAGCUUUGCUUGCAGCCUGUCAUACACUAAAACACUGCUGAAAGAAAGCACUAUAAUACUUUCCACCAUGAUGUGUACAGCACCAUGUUCUAUGUGUAAUUAUGUAUGCAGAUGUUUAAAAAAAAAGAUGAAUUCCAAUAGAAUCAUGUAGAAAACAACUAUAUAACAAUAAGGAGAUAAUGAGUAUAUUAAAAGAUAUCAGUAUUGACGUGUAGAGAAAGAAAUGUUCAUCUGAAAGUUAUUUAUUCAAACUAUUGGCAGAUUUACAAAUUGGUCUAUAUUGAAAGAAGAAUAAUUCAACUAUGUCUUGUCCAUGUUUACCUGGUUUGCUUCCCCUCCUUCCUGCCCCACAAUGAGAAUGUAUUGAAUCCCUCCCCCACACUGCCCUGCCUGUAAUGGAAUAAACUACAAACCAUGAAAAUAACAAGGAUGUUCUGUCAUAU
Notothenia coriiceps (black rockcod) is the source of this 3850-nucleotide messenger RNA. RefSeq names its product sn1-specific diacylglycerol lipase alpha-like. Bases 100 to 1416 code for a protein of 438 amino acids. The transcript is spliced from 4 exons. The record is from RefSeq and is a predicted model, not a curated record. Lineage: Eukaryota; Metazoa; Chordata; Actinopteri; Perciformes; Nototheniidae.